AUGUCCAGAGCUGGAACCAAGGUCACCUUCUAUGAAGACAAGAACUUCCUCGGCCGCUACUACGAGUGUGACAGCGACUGCCCCGACUUCCACACCUACCUGAGCCGCUGCAACUCGAUCCGUGUGGAUGGAGGCACCUGGGUGGCCUACGAGAGGCCCAACUACGCGGGGAACAUGUACGUGCUGACACACGGCGAGUACCCCGACUACCACCACUGGAUGGGCCUCAACGACCGCCUGGGCUCCUGCAAGUACAUCCAGAUCCCGAGUGGAGGCCGGGGCCACAUCCAGGUGUUCGAGAAGGGCGAUUUCGGGGGGCAGAUGUUCGAAGCCACCGAAGACUGCCCCUCUGUCAUGGAGGAGUGGCACAUGCGUGAGGUGCACGCCUGCAGGGUGCUGGAGGGCGUCUGGGUUUUCUACGAGCACCCCAACUACCGGGGCCGGCAGUACCUGCUGCCCAAGGGGGAGUACCGCAAGCCCGUGGAGUGGGGAGCGGCCAGUCCCGCCGUCCAGUCCUUCCGCAGCAUCACCGAGUGAGCCGAGCCCGUGGGCUGGGCUGCCACAACCCCCCAAUAAACAACUGAGUCGCUCA
This is a messenger RNA of Pipra filicauda (Wire-tailed manakin), 592 nucleotides long. It is a transcript of the gene CRYGS, whose product is annotated as crystallin gamma S. Bases 1 to 537 code for a protein of 178 amino acids. Gene Ontology annotation, molecular function: structural constituent of eye lens. Lineage: Eukaryota; Metazoa; Chordata; Aves; Passeriformes; Pipridae. Gene Ontology annotation, biological process: lens development in camera-type eye; visual perception. The record is from RefSeq and is a predicted model, not a curated record. The transcript is spliced from 3 exons.